Drosophila busckii is the source of this 2028-nucleotide messenger RNA. Its product is annotated as pickpocket protein 19. Lineage: Eukaryota; Metazoa; Arthropoda; Insecta; Diptera; Drosophilidae. Gene Ontology annotation, biological process: sodium ion transmembrane transport. The record is from RefSeq and is a predicted model, not a curated record. Gene Ontology annotation, cellular component: membrane. Gene Ontology annotation, molecular function: ligand-gated sodium channel activity. The transcript has 8 exons. Bases 213 to 2015 code for a protein of 600 amino acids.
UGCUUUGCACAAGAUUAUAGAUUUUUCUUAAGCGUUGCUGCUGCUCAUCUUCCUGGCUGUCAUUGUGGUUGGACACAUAGGCAACACUCGUGGGACAAAUGCUUAUAGCUGGAAAGGGAAUCUCCGAAACGUGCACAUCCGUGCGCUCAAUGGUAGUUUGCACCCAGUAACUGAAGUAACGCUCCGAGGAUAUAAUGCAGACAUAGAUAGUCAUGCCUGUGGCCAACAAUUGCAACAGUAUGCAACGCACUCUUAAAAAUGGCAGCAGCUCUGACUCUGGCAAACAGUCAAGCAGUCGCAGUAGUUACAACAUGGUCAGGUCAGAUAACGCAGCUAAAUCUGCGGCCACCAGCAGCGCCAGUGGCAGCGACAAACGCUUUACAGUUUUGCUAAGCGAUUAUUUUCGCUACUACUGCGAUAGAUCAACCAUUCAUUGUGUGAGAUAUCUAUACGAUCCCAGGCUCCAUAAUGUGGAAAGACUCAUCUGGUGCGUGCUGCUGGUCAUUAGCGUCACACUCUGCUGUUCGUUUUUUAUGCUGCUCUCGGAGCGUUACAAUGCACAGAAGCUGCAGACUGUCAUUGAGGAUCCACAGUAUCCAGUAUUCUAUGUAGAAUUUCCCGCAGUUGCUGUGUGCACCGAAAAUCGCAUCAAUUGGAGCAAGCUGGAGGCAGCCAAGACACAAUUUUUGCCUGUCAAUGCCAGCGAGGAGUUGGUUACAACUUUUACCGAGCUUAUUAUACUGCUGGAAACGCUGCGCUUUAACUCCUUUGAGAACAAUAUGUCUGAGCUGGAGGAUCUGAAUCUGGAGGCCUUGGAUUUUAUAAAUCUGAUUGAUUUGGUGCAUUUUAUGGCGCUGCGCUGCGAGGAUAUUUUGUUGCCUGGCUCGUGCACAUGGAACUUUAAGCAAUUUAAAUGCUGCGAUUACUUUAUGCUGGAGAAAACCGAAUAUGGUUUAUGUUUAGUUUAUAAUUCAGAAACGUCAUUUGCUAGCCAAGCUAUAAAGCAGCGUGAGGGCAGCCAGUAUUAUCCAAAACACAAUGCAAAAUCGGGUCAGGCCUCAGGACUUAGAUUUAAUUUAUUGGUAGACGAGCGUUUCAAGCGACCAGCAUCCAGAGCUAGCGAUAUUAUCUAUAUUAUGAUCAAGCGACCCAAGCAAAUAACAAAUGUGGUCUACUCCAUUAUACCGCAUACGGAGACUUUGGUUACAGUGCGUCCGCAACUAACAAGCACAGAUGAGAACACACGUCAUAUAGAUCCAAAGCGGCGCAACUGUCAAUUUCCCAAUGAGCAGCAUGACUUUGGUGUCAGUGACAGCAGAAGACGCUACGAUCGGCUAUUCUUGCAACUCAACUGCUAUAGCUAUUGCCAUGAGUCUUACCUGGUCAAGCUGUGCAACUGCAGUUUGCCCUUUUUCUUUGCCAACAAUGAAAACGUUGGCAACUGCACAGCGUCUAGUCUGCGUUGUCUAGCUCAGCAUAAUGAUAUUUUUGCCUACGACAAGCACUAUGAGGAGGACAACUACUUUAGCGACAGCAAGCCAGGCAUGACUUGUCCUUGCUUGGUAAGCUGCAAUCUCUUGGAGUACUACACCUCAACUACAACGCUGCCACUAACUAUGCAUACUAUACAUAAUCUCACCGAACGCCAGAAGCUCUACAAGGUGGAUGUGCACUAUCAGGUGGAGAUGAUGAUUACCUAUCGCACCAGCUUGGAGUUUAGCAGCAUUGAUUUAAUUGCCAAUCUGGGCGGCAUCUUUGGUCUUUGCCUGGGCGCUUCAAUGGUUAGUGGCGUGGAGCUGCUGUACUCCUUGACUGUGGGCUUUGCUUUGCAUCUUUAUGACCACGCCUACUAUGCUGUGCUACGUGUGCACUGGCAGCAAAAGUGGCGCAACUGGCAGCGCUAUUUGCAUAACGAAUUUGUUGUAAAUCAACAGAAUGUAGCAGCUACAACGGAAGCCUUACACACUAAUAAUAAGCUGCGACAUCCGUUUAAAGCAAGAGCAAAUGCUUGGUAAACAUUUAUUCAAG